This is a messenger RNA of Erpetoichthys calabaricus (reedfish), 7418 nucleotides long. Its product is annotated as transient receptor potential cation channel, subfamily M, member 6. Gene Ontology annotation, biological process: protein tetramerization; monoatomic cation transmembrane transport; protein phosphorylation. The record is from RefSeq and is a predicted model, not a curated record. The coding region runs from base 139 to 6243 and encodes 2034 amino acids. Gene Ontology annotation, molecular function: ATP binding; monoatomic cation channel activity; protein serine/threonine kinase activity. NCBI's taxonomy places the organism in Eukaryota, Metazoa, Chordata, Cladistia, Polypteriformes, Polypteridae. The transcript has 39 exons. Gene Ontology annotation, cellular component: apical plasma membrane.
AAAGCAUUCUGCUUCAGCUCUGCCAGAUGUGUCUCUACUGCUGCGGGGUCUGCAUAAGGAAAGCUGCAUGGACACAAACUUGCUUUGGAAAAAUUGUUUCUCUUUCUCAAGCAGAGUCAUUGCAGGGAGUAACCCAUAAUGAAGGUUCUGAUGAAGUCCAGAAAAUCUUGGAUUGAAGGGGUCUUCUUGAAAAGAGAAUGCAUAAAAGUCAUUCCAGUCUCAAGGGAACCACACAGAUGUGUUCCAGGGUGCCAGGUUUGCCAGAACCUAAUAAGAUGCUGCUGUGGCCGCUUGAUCGGCGACCACUCAGGGUUAGACUUCAGCUCUCCAAUCUACAUGUCGACCCUGGAUCCUCAGGAAGAAUGGACAAUAGAGAGACACACACAGACAAGCCCGACUGAUGCUUUUGGCACCAUCGAUUUUCAAGAUGGAGCACAUGCUUAUCAUGCAAAGUAUAUCAGAGUUUCCUAUGAUACCAAACUGGAUCAACUGUUACAUCUCAUGGUUAACGAAUGGCAAAUGGAGUUACCAAAGCUGGUGAUUUCAGUACAUGGUGGUGUUCAAAAUUUUGAUCUCCCUCCAAAAGUAAAGCAGAUUUUUGGAAAAGGGUUAAUUAAAGCUGCUGAAACAACAGGAGCGUGGAUUGUAACAGAAGGUAUUAACACAGGCUUAUCCAGACAUGUAGGUGAUGCCAUAAAGAUUCACAGUUCCCAUUAUCUGAGAAAAAUCUGUGUAAUUGGAAUCACACCAUGGGGAGUCAUUGAAAAUCAAAGUGACCUCAUUGGAAAAGAUGUUUUCUGUCCAUACCAGUCUUUGGGCAAUCCUCUUAGUAAGCUGACUUCUCUCAACAGCAUGCAUUCUCAUUUCAUCCUAGUGGAUGAUGGGACAGUCGGCAAGUAUGGAAAUGAAAUCAAGCUAAGGAGAAAAUUAGAAAGAUAUAUAGGACUUCAGAAAAUACAUUCUAGAAUGGGUCAAGGAGUUCCAGUGGUUGCACUGGUUGUUGAAGGUGGCCCCAACAUAAUCCUCUUGGUCUGGGAGUAUGUAAGGAACACGCCGCCUAUACCUGUGAUAAUAUAUGAAGGCACCGGGAGGGCAGCAGACCUUUUAGCCUUUGUCCACAAAUGUACUGCAGAUGGCAGGCAGCUUCAUCCAGAAAUUAAAGAAGAAAUACUCCUCAUUAUCCAAAACACCUUCAACUUUGGGCAGAAACAAUCCAGUCAUUUAUUUAAAAUUGUUAUGGAAUGUAUGGAGCACAGGGAAUCAAUAACUAUUUUUGAUGCUGAAUCAGAUGAUCAACAAGACAUGGAUGUGGCAAUCCUUACUGCUUUUUUAAAAGGAACAAAUGCUUCUGCAUCUGAUCAGCUAAGCAUUGCAUUAGCAUGGAACAGGGUGGACAUUGCAAAAAAACACAUUGUGGUCUAUGGUCAGCACUGGAAGGCUGGCUCCCUAGAGCAGGCCAUGUUGGACGCUCUUGUUAUGGAUCGAGUUGAUUUUGUUAAGUUGCUGAUUGAGCACGGAAUGAGUAUGCAUCGAUUUCUGACUAUUAGCCGCCUGGAGGAAUUAUAUAAUACACGUCAAGGGCCAACUAAUCACUUGCUGCAUCACCUUGUUCGUGACGUUAAGCAGAGUAAUCUCCCUCCUGACUAUAAGAUUACCUUGAUCGACAUUGGACUUGUCAUUGAGUACCUGAUUGGUGGAGCAUAUCGGAGCAGCUACACUCGUAAAAAUUUCAGAGUUUUGUACAAUAGCCUCUAUAGGCAGCGAAAGAAAGUUGGCCGUCACAGUGUUGUCAGCUUCACCAACAGCAUUGCUCAUCAUUCAACUCAUCAGACAACUCAGCGCAACAGCAAACAGGGAAUUGAAGAAAACACUUCACAUUCUCAGUUCAUCCGAACAGCUCAGCCUUACAAACGCAAGGAAAAGCCUGUUUCACUCCAUAAAUCAAGAAAGAAGUCAAAGGAAGAGAUGAUCUUUUCUGAGGACCACGAAACACCUGGAUUCAUUUACCCCUAUAAUGAUCUAUUCGUAUGGGCAGUACUUAUGAAACGGCAGAAGAUGGCCAUGUUCCUUUGGCAACAUGGGGAGGAAUCAAUGGCCAAGGCUAUAGUAGCUAGCAAGCUGUACCGAUCAAUGGCACAUGAAGCAAAGCAGAGCAGUAUGGUCGAUGAUACUUCUGAAGAGCUAAAGACCUACUCCAAGGAAUUUGGGCAACUUGCGGUGGACCUUUUAGAAAAUGCCUUUAGGCAGAAUGAGAGAAUGGCCAUGAAGCUUUUGACAUAUGAGCUGAAAAACUGGAGUAACUCCACCUGCUUGAAGUUGGCAGUUUCAUCUGGACUGAGGUCUUUUGUAUCUCACACCUGCACACAGAUGCUUCUCACAGAUAUGUGGAUGGGCCGCCUAAAUAUGAGGAAAAACUCCUGGUUUAAGGUUAUCCUAAGUAUUCUUUUACCACCCACAAUUUUAAUGCUGGAAUUCAAGAGCAAGGAUGAAAUGUCUCAUAUUCCACAAUCUCAGGAGUGCCACCAGUUUAACUGGCACUCUGAAGAUCAAAACCUCAGCAGUGGCAAAGAUGAGCUCCCAUCGAGAGACUAUGAUGCAGAAAAAGGACAAGACAAAUCAGAAGACACUCAAGACUUUUCAGCUAGCAGAAGACAAAGAGGACUGCUUUGGACCAGUAAAGUUUAUGAAUUCUACAAUGCUCCCAUCGUAAAAUUCUGGUUUCAUACAAUGGCAUAUUUGGCCUUCUUAAUGUUGUUUACCUACACAGUAUUAGUAAAGAUGGAGCCUCAACCGACGAUCCUGGAAUGGCUUGUGAUUAUCUACAUUUUUACCACAGCUAUUGAGAAAGUAAGAGAGGUUUUUAUGUCAGAGCCAGGGAAGUUCAGCCAGAAAAUCAAAGUUUGGUUUAAUGAAUACUGGAACUUCACAGAUUCCUUAGCCAUAAUCCUGUUUGUAAUUGGAUUUGGUUUGCGCUGGCCAGAUAAGCCUUUGCGGACAGCUGGAAGGAUCAUUUACUGCCUGGACAUAAUUUUCUGGUACGUGAGACUUCUGGAUUUGUUUGCGGUCAACCAGCAUGCAGGCCCAUACCUGACAAUGAUUGGAAAGAUGACUGCAAACAUGUUUUAUAUAGUGAUAAUGAUGGCUAUUGUAUUACUUAGUUUUGGGGUAGCCAGAAAAGCUAUUCUUUCUCCAGAUGAACCCCCAUCCUGGAUGUUGGCUCGAGACAUUGUAUUCCAGCCUUACUGGAUGAUAUUUGGUGAAGUUUAUGCAGGAGAAAUUGAUCCUUGUGCUGAGGAUGACGAAUGUCCACCUGGAUCUUUUAUUACUCCAUUUCUCCAGGCGGUGUAUUUAUUUGUUCAAUAUAUUAUAAUGGUCAAUUUGCUCAUUGCAUUUUUCAACAAUGUGUAUUUUGAAAUGAAAUCGAUUUCCAACAAAUUGUGGAAAUAUAAUCGCUACCGAUACAUCAUGACAUAUCAUGAGAAGCCAUGGCUACCACCACCUUUUAUCCUUCUGAGCCAUUUGACUCUGUACAUCAGCUGCCUGUGUCGCCACAGGGCAAAGAAUGACCAAGAGGAAGAAGAUGUUGGUCUAAAACUUUAUUUGAGCAGUGAUGAGCUGAAAAAACUUCAUGACUUUGAAGAAAAAUGUGUUGUAAAAUACUUUUAUGAAAAAAAUGAAAGCCAUCAUUCCAGUCAUACUGAGAGAAUUAAAGUAACUAAAGAAAGAGCAGAAGAAAUGUUUUUGCAGUUAAAAGAUGUAAUAGAGAAAAUAUAUUUCAUCAAAGAGUCCCUGCAGUCUCUAGACAGCCAACUAGGACAUCUUCAGGAUCUCUCUGCCCUUACAGUUGAUACUUUAAAAGUCAUCUCUGCAGUAGACAGCUUGAAGGUUGAGGAGGCUUUGCUGGCACACAAGAAACACUCAUCCUGCAGAAAGAUCCCCCACAGCUGGAGUAAUGCCAUGUAUCUAAAUCCAUCAAAUAGUCUUCAUGAGGAAAUUGAAAAGAAAUACCAUUAUUAUAGCACUCCACCAUCUGUUUUCAGGCAUCUGGCUCAGAGUCAACAGUCAACUCAAUUGUAUAAUCCUCACAGUGCACUUGCAUCACAAAAUGAUGACCAACACAGCCUAAAAAAGAAAGAAUCAGAGAGUGAAACGGACACUUCAGGGGUCUGCUCAGAUCCACAGUCAAGGUAUGGUCAGUUCCUCCUGGUGCCACCAAAUAUGGAGUGUCUAAUACAUCCAGAAAUCCAUAUGAAUACCUCAUUGUUGAAUAAGCCUUCUAUAGACAGGGAUAUCUCACAAGUGGAAAAGCAGGAAAAAAGCCCCUGCAGCAUACCUCUCCAACUCAGUUUACAGAAAAUACCAAAAUCUUCUGAAGAGGUAGAAAAGCCCACUAAGAAAAAAUGGAACUCUAUGAUUAAUUUUCCAAGGAAAAGCAAUGACAGUAGCUCUGGAAAGACACCUCUUAGUCCUCGAGCUUCAACUGUGAUGAGUGACACCUCCCUGCUGUCAGAUUCACAUAGUGAAGAAAGUUCUGGAGGAUAUGUCAAUUGGGCAUUUAGUGAGGCAGAUGAGCCAGGGAUUUUCACCCAAGCCAAAAAGCACAACAAAGGGAAGUGUAUUCAUUCUGAAUCCAACACAGUCUGCAACUGUACAAGUGGUGGUUCUUUAAAAGUUCAAAUAAAGGAAACCCAUUCCUUCUCAUAUAAUUCAGAUCACUCUGGAAACAGCAAUGAAAGCUUUGAGGCUGCACCGAGACGGCGGAGGAGCUCUGGCCUUUUUUGGGUGAACCCACUUCGAAGGAGUAGUUGGUCUUUUUGUAAAAGCAGCAGCUUCAGAGCUCCAAAAGAUGACAAACUCUGGAACUGUAAUAAAGUACAAGAAUUUUCUAAAUCUUCAGAAAUCCAACCAUCUGUGAGGUCAAAAACAAACACACAAGAGUAUUGUGCAAAAUCUGGAAAAAAACCAAAAAAAUCUGCAAAGCUGCAAGUACCAGUUAUAACUGUGGAUGGCUGUUCCCAUACUCCACCACUAGAUUUUGAUUUUUCAAUGAAGGAUUGCCAUCAGUGUCCUAAUGAUGAAGAUUUAUUAAGAAACUGGUUGACCAUAUCCAGCUUCAAUCAGCUAAGUUUGCAGAGAAUGAAUUCCCUUCACCAAAAACUUCAAAAUCAAGAAACAAAUGCCAAUUGCUUGCAGUCAAGUGAGUUCUUGUGUUUGCCAUGCCAGGAUCAUGGGGACACCUCUGUCUUUAACAUUAGAAAAGCUAGUCUUAGCAGAAAACCUUCGGAUCAAAGUAUAACUGCAGUGGAAGGGAUGACAUCUUCGUUCAAGACGUCUCAAGAUCUUAACUACCACUAUUCAGCUGUUGAAAGAAAUAAUUUGAUGAGACUUUCUCAAUCCAUUCCAUUUACUCCACUUAACCUAUUUUCUGGAGAACAGGUUACUAUUUACCGUCUUGAAGAGAGUUCACCUACCAGCUUGGAUAAGAGUAUGUCAUCGUGGUCACAACACGGUCUUUCUGCUAUGAUCCACCCUUUAUCCCGUGAGGAAAUGGGUGGUGGUCUACGAAGGGCAAUGAAAGUGGUCUGUACUUGGUCAGAAGGAAAUCUCCUAAAGCCUGGACAAAUGUAUAUUGUGAAAUCAUUUCAGCCGGAGAUUGUAAAGACAUGGCAGAAAAUAUUCAGUGAUGGUACCGUCCUUCACCUUUGUUUAAGGGAAAUCCAACAACAACGUGUUGCUCAAAAACUUAUCUAUACUUUCAAUCACCUAAAACCUCAUACUAUCCCAUACUCUCCCAGGUUUCUGGAAGUAUUCCUGCUUUAUUACCAUUCUACUGACCAGUGGAUGACAAUUGAGAUGAAUAUGAAUGGGGAAUUUAGAAAAUACAAUAAUAACAAUGGCGAGGAAAUUUCUCCUGUUAAUCUUCUUGAAGAAACAAUGCUGGCAUUCUCUCAUUGGACAUAUGAGUAUACUCGAGGCGAACUCCUGGUUCUCGAUCUGCAAGGUGUUGGGGAAAACCUCACUGACCCUUCAGUGAUAAAAGCAGAGGACAAAGAUUGUCAGAAUAUGGUGUUUGGACCAGCCAAUUUAGGAGAACAUGCAAUAAAAAACUUCACUGAGAAACACCAGUGUAACUCAUGCUGUAAAAAGCUGAAACUUCCAGAUCUUACAAGAAAUGAUUAUACUCCUGGGAAAAUCAAUCCUGCCUUUGACGAUGAGGCAACUGAAAUAAGUAGCACAUUGUGAUGUGGGAGAAGAUUAGGACUCAACACUUGACGAAAGGCAAGCUGCUAUAAGAAAUGAAACCAUAUUUUAUGUUUGGAAAUCAGGACUGUCAUUAUCAUCAUGGACUACAGAUGCACUGAUCAUGUCUUGUAUUCAUUUCUCUUUUGCACUGCAGGACUCGCUGUGCUCUUCAAAUCUGUAGUAAUGUCUCUCAGUAACCCACUUUGACUUCUAAUGUCUUGUGUUUUACCGUGUUUUUGCACAGUUUGCUCAGCUAGCUUGACAAUAACAUUUUCACAUCUGUUUACCCAGUAUCGUGUAGAUCUAUUGAUUCUAAUGCCAAUUUGUAAUCUGGCCUUUCGAAAGAAUUUGAAACUGCGAUUAACUUACUAACAAGUGUAGCCUUUGCUGCUCUUUUCAUACUUUAGCGCUUCACACAACUCCAUAAAGUUCAUGAAUGUACAGAUUUUUCUGCCCAUUCACAGACUGAAUUUGACAUUACUACGAAUUCCUUUUAGGCAUUCAUUAGAAUGUACAGAUGUUUUUUCUAGCACUCAUUAUUGUAAUAUAUUUAUUAACUUAGGUCUGUCUCCCUCUAAGCCUGUAAUGCAAUAAGCAGGUUCAGAAAAUAGAAGGAUGGAUAUUUAUUUACUUUAGUAGAUUUUUUGUCACAGUGUUUCAGAGAAUAUUUUUCUUUUAACUAUAUACGUAAAUCGUUUUUGAAGAGUAUUGGCAAAUGUAAAUAUUGUAAAACUAAGUUAUUUGCAUUUAUUCCAGCUGGGAAGUCAUGGCAACAAAUUAGUAGAAGUCUGGAGUUUUGAAUUACUGAUUAAACUAUACAAACGAAUAUAUGUGUAUUGCUGAGACAACGCUUGUAAGUCAAACACGGGUACUGCAUAAAGCAAUAUAUUACUAAGCAUGUUUUUAAUUGAAAGUCAUGAAGCUUUUUUGCUUCUUCUAAAUACAGAAAACAUACAUCUACCAUAUUUGCUGCACUGCCAUUCACGUUGAAUUUUAUUAAAAUAUUUUCUUGAAAUAUUUGUGUUAAUUUUGAAUACUUUAGCAGACACUUAAGAUGUUUCAGUAAUUAAAUAUGUUGUGUAGGUGCCAGGAAGGAAGGACAGGCAUUCUGGCCAGGAUAAAAGAAGAUUCAUACCUGGUCAGGAGGCCCAUAAUGGAAGGGCUGGGCAAAGAGG